Molecule: messenger RNA, 2827 nt
Organism: Solea senegalensis (Senegalese sole)
Lineage: Eukaryota; Metazoa; Chordata; Actinopteri; Pleuronectiformes; Soleidae
Product: chromodomain-helicase-DNA-binding protein 1-like
Exons: 17
Coding region: 139-2193 (684 amino acids)
Biological process (GO): chromatin remodeling; DNA repair
Cellular component (GO): nucleus
Molecular function (GO): DNA helicase activity; ATP binding; ATP-dependent chromatin remodeler activity
Source: RefSeq, a predicted model, not a curated record
AGGAAGCAUUCGUUGGACAUGAAAUGACACAACACUGAGUGUCACAGCAGAGGACUUCGUCUGUACAUGUCUGUCUCUCUCUGUGUGUCCCUGUCUCUCUGUGUGUGUGUGUGUUAGUUCCGUAACUCUGGAAACAACAUGUCCGACAUUUUGUCCAGGAUAAAACAGAGCGUGGUGGAGAAGAGAAAGAAGAGAAAGAAAACGCCCGUUAAUCAGGGCGAGCUACACAAGUGGGGUUUGACAGGGAUUCAGCUGAGACAGUACCAGGUGGACGGUGUCCGGUGGUUGACCCAGUGUCUGGAGAAGCAGCAGGGGUGCAUUCUGGGAGAUGAGAUGGGUUUAGGAAAAACCUGUCAGACGAUCUCUCUGCUGGUCUACAUGUGUGGCGCUCGUAAGGACAAAGGUCCAUUUUUAGUCCUGAGUCCACUCUCUGUCCUGGAGAACUGGAGGAAAGAGCUGGACAGCUUUGCUCCGUCACUGACUGUCCUGUGUUAUAAAGGAGACAAAGAGAAACGAGCUGAGAUUCAGAGAGAAAGAUCGAUGCAGGAUUUUCACGUUCUUCUCACCACGUACGAGCUCUGCCUCAAAGACACCUCAUUCCUGAAACGGUGGAAGUGGAAGGUGCUGGUCGUGGACGAGGCUCAUCGUCUGAAGAAUCAAAAGUCACUGUUACAUAAAACUCUGACACAGUUGUGUUCAGAGUUUAGGGUGCUGCUGACAGGAACACCGAUCCAGAACAAUCUUCAGGAACUCUACUCUCUGCUGACUUUCAUCCAGCCCAGCGUCUUCACUGUGGACGAGCUGAACACGUUUGUGCAGUAUUACGCAGACGUACGGAAGAAUCCUGCUCUUGCUGCUGAACUUCAGAAGGUCUUGGAGCCGUUUCUUCUGCGCAGAGUGAAAUCUGAGGUGGCUCUAGAUUUGCCCAGGAAGGUGGAGCUGGUGGUUUAUCACGGCAUGUCGGCUCUGCAGAAGAAAUACUACAAAGCUGUUCUGAUGAAGAACUCUGAGGCGUUUGGAAACGAGCAGCGGAACAAGACUCGACUCUUGAACAUCCUGGUGAACCUGAGGAAAUGUGUCAACCACCCGUAUCUGUUUGACGGUGUGGAACCAGAGCCGUUUCAGAUGGGAGAACAUCUGGUUGAAGCCAGUGGGAAGCUCUGUCUCUUGGACAGCAUUCUGACUCUGCUGCACAAAGAGGGUCAUCGUGUCCUGCUGUUCUCUCAGAUGACCAGGAUGUUGGAUAUUAUCCAGGAUUAUUUGGAGUACAAAAAUUACAGCUACGAGCGUCUGGACGGUUCAGUCCGAGGAGAAGAACGGAAUCUGGCCGUGAAGAACUUCAGCAGCAGAGACGUCUUCAUCUUUCUGCUCAGCACUAAAGCAGGUGGGGUGGGGCUGAACCUCACGGCCGCUGACACCGUCAUUUUCGUGGACACUGACUUCAACCCUCAGAACGACCUGCAGGCCGCAGCUCGCUGCCAUCGCAUUGGUCAGAGCAGACCGGUGAAAGUGAUCCGUCUGCUGGCCAGAAACACUGUGGAAGAGAUGAUGUACUCUCGCGCCGCAUCCAAACUCCACCUCACCAACACGGUCAUCGAAGAGGGACGCUUCUCUUUACUGAAUGAACCUACCACCAGUACAGCACAGGGAAUGCAGCUCAGCGAGAUCUUGAAGUUCGGGGUAGAUAAGCUCCUGUCAUCAGAAGAGAGCUCCGUGCAGGAUGUGAAACUGGAGAAGAUCCUCGGCCUGUCACGCAACGGACAGUGGGUGAGUGACGAGGAUGUCAGCUCACACAGUGAAGAAGAGGAUGAGGACGAAGAAGAGCAGGAGGAGGAGGAGCAGGAGGAGGAGGAGGAGGAAGAGGAGGAAUCAGACAGAUAUCACAUGUACUACUUUGAGGGCAAAGACUACAGGCAGUGCACCAGCUCUAAAGACCUCAAUGCCUUCGAUCGCCUGGUGGAGGAGCAUCAGGCUGCGAUUCAGACGCAGGCGGGAGAGGGACGAGCACUGCGACACAAAGCUGGAGGAACGCCGUCGUUCGCUGCCGGGAUUCCAACAAAGAAGAGGAGAACUUUCACCGAGGCCGAGCUGGAGCUGAGGCGUCAGAAGAGAGAAGAGGCUGCAGCCAAGAGAGCCAAGACUCAGGAGGACACAAAGAAGAGACAGCAAGAGCAAAAACACAAGAACAAGUAAAGAUGGUUGAACCUUAAUCCUAACACAAGCUUCAGCAGGUCAGACCUUUGACACUGUGCGACGCCGUGUCACGUAUGUCACAGUUACGACAUUAUUGCGAUAUUAUUGUUAACAAAUCUGCUUCAAGUUCUCAACAGCUCUAAAAUACUCUCAGAUCACAUUAAUGUUUCAUUUAAGAGGAGUCUUUGAUUUGUACUUAAUUUUAAAGGGGAAUACCGGUAUUUUUGUGGGUGUGUGAAUAGAACUUACUAAAGGUUUCAUGGUUGGUCCUGCAGAUUGCCUCGGGCAGCAGCCUUGAGCCGUGAUCUUACGGGCAAUAGUGCCAUUCUUAGUUAUCUCCAUAAAAAGAGCUUUUUUAUGCCAAUCACUUAUUAUCGUUAUUGUUGUUAUUGUUAUUAUUAUUAUCAUUGUAAGAGUCUGGCAACAUUGCCAUGGUUUUGUUACAAGACUGGUGGGGUUAUUGCACUGCUGUGCUGCCAGAACAGAACAUCUCUUACAAUAACAAUCCCGGCCAUUUACUGGAGAAAAACCAGCACUUUUUAUGAACUUAACUCAGCCUGAGGCCAUCGACUGGACCAAUCAUGAAACUUUAAGUAUUAUUCACACACGCCCACAUUUAUUAUUAUCGUUAUUA